Messenger RNA from Closterium sp. Naga37s-1, 729 nucleotides. The record is from the annotation of a GenBank genome assembly. NCBI's taxonomy places the organism in Eukaryota, Viridiplantae, Streptophyta, Zygnematophyceae, Desmidiales, Closteriaceae.
AUGUUAGCAGCGCGCGCAGCCACGCCCGCUGCGCAAUCGUGCCACCCCGGGCUCCAAGCAGCCAUGACGCCCGUGCGCACCUUCGCCUCAAUUUCCCACUCGCUCCCCAUUCCUUCCCCACAACGGCUUCCUGCGCGCUUUGAAGCGCAAAGCCGCGUCGCCUCCGUCUCCGGUGUGCGAGCGAGGCGCGCUGGGGGAUUGCGGAUACGAGCCAUGGCGGACAAACCAGACGACAACAGCUCGGGCAAUCCCUCCACGGAGUCGCAAUUCAUGCGCGAGUUGCGGCGCCGGCGCGAGGCCCAGUCCUCCAACAGCCAAUCAGACGCUGCCAGCAAGGCUCCCGGCGCAGGGGCGGGGGGAAGUGCCGCGGGAGGGGGAGGGGAAGGGGGGGCGGGAAUGCGCGACCAGCGGGCGGUUUCGAACGCUCUCAACAGUGAAGGGCUGGAGGGCCUACCAGCAAGAGCAAAGGAGCUGAUCAAACUUGGGCUCUCCUUUUACCUGCCGCUCUGGCCCUUUGCCCUCGCCAUCAUCAUUGCCUUCACCGCUACGUACCUGUUUCUGGGAUCAGACUUUGUGCAUCCGGGCAAGAGUUACGGCGAGGGCCGGCAACCACCAAGCUACAUCGACCCUUACGCGCUGCUAGAGGAGGAAGAGAAGUACAUGGAGAGAAUUCCAUAUGAUAUGAGCACUUAUCUCAAAGAUAACUAUGACCCGGAGUUGGAUGGGUGA